CACUGGCACCACAACGCACACCAGGCACUGCCAUGGAUCCGAGUGCUCGGGAGCCCCUCGUGAGGAAAACGAGCUCCUCAUACCAGACCUUCCCCGAGAGCAGUGUCAGGAGGCUCGACAAGGAGUACCUGCGGAGCCUCCACAACAAGCGGCUCUACCUGGCCGUGUUCGCCGCUGUCCUGGGGAACUUCAGCUUCGGCUUCGCCCUGGUUUACCCCUCGCCCGUCAUCCCUGCCCUGGAGGCUCAUCCCAGCCCCGCGCUGAGGCUGGACCAGCACACAGCGCCCUGGUUCGGGUCGGUGUUCACGCUGGGAGCGGCGGCGGGGGGGCUCAGCACCAUGAUGCUCAACGACUGCCUGGGCCGCAAGCUCAGCAUCAUGUUCUCGGCGCUGCCCUCGGCCGUGGGAUACGCGCUGAUGGCCAGUGCCCAGGGCGUCUGGAUGCUGCUGCUGGGCCGGGUGCUGACGGGCUACGCCGGCGGGGUGACCUCCGCCUCCAUCCCGGUUUACAUCUCGGAGAUCUCCCACCCCGGGGUCAGGGGCAUGCUGGGUGCCUGCCCUCAGAUCAUGGCAGUGCUGGGCUCCCUAGUCCUGUAUGCCCUGGGGCUGGUCCUGGACUGGCGCUGGCUGGCCGUCGCCGGGGAGGUGCCGGUGCUUGUCAUGAUCAUCCUGCUCUGCUUCAUGCCCAACUCUCCCCGGUUCCUGCUGUCCCAGGGGAAGGAGGAGGAGGCCCUGGGAUCCCUGUGCUGGCUGCGGGGCAAAGACACAGACUAUGCCCGGGAAUAUGAGCAGAUCAAGGACAGCGUGAGGAAGCAGAGCCGUCGUGUUUCCUGUGCUGAGAUCAAGGACCCCUUCCUUUACAAGCCCAUCCUGAUUGCGGGGGUAAUGAGGUUCCUGCAGCAGCUCUCGGGUGUCACCUGCAUCCUCGUGUACCUGCAGUCAAUAUUCAAGAAAACAUCCGUGAUCCUGAAACCAGAGUAUGAUGCAGCUCUUGUUGGCUUGGUACGUCUGUUCUCGGUGGCGAUCGCUGCCGUGUCGAUGGAUAAGGCUGGGAGGAAGAUUCUUCUCUUUGUAUCAGGUUAUGCCUUGGGCUGGGGCCCCAUCACCUGGCUGCUGAUGUCGGAGAUCCUCCCUCUGAAAGCCCGAGGGGUGGCCUCGGGCCUCUGUGUCAUCGUGAGCUGGCUGACAGCCUUCACCCUGACCCAGUUCUUCCUGCCAGUCGUGAACGCCUUCGGCCUCGAGGUGCCCUUCCUGUUCUUCGCUGUCAUCAGUGCUGGGAACAUCUUAUUCACGGGCUGCUGCGUCCCCGAAACCAAGGGCAGGUCCCUGGAGCAGAUCGAGGCCUUCUUCAGGACUGGCCGGAGGUCGUUCAUGAGGUAGGAGCUGCCACCACCAGCCGUGCCAGGCUGCCCAUCCACAGGCUCAAGGGCAAAGCAAACGUGGUGCUGCUGGAGGUGGAGGCUGGAGCUCCCUGUGCCGGCGCUGGGACAGGAACGGGCGGCAACGAUCGUCUGGCUUUGGGUGCAGAAGGUGCCAGCUGGAACUUUACCUUCUCUUCCCGUCAUUCAACACUACCUGUUGCUCUCUGGGCAACGUGUCAAUCCGUGGAUGGGGCCGGGGAACCAGUGCCAGGUUGGAGAUAAAGGUGUCCUGGAAAAUAAAGGCGAGGCUGUGGACAGGAGAGCACGGACAUCCUUUGCUCAGCAGCCACCAAAGCAACCUGAGAGCCUGAGGGUUUGGCUGAAGCAGAGUUAACAGCUGGAGCCGUUCUGGCGAAAGCUCGUCGUGUAGUUGCAAGAAUAAAACAGU
This is a messenger RNA of Lepidothrix coronata (blue-crowned manakin), 1808 nucleotides long. It is a transcript of the gene SLC2A6, whose product is annotated as solute carrier family 2 member 6. The coding region runs from base 33 to 1379 and encodes 448 amino acids. Gene Ontology annotation, cellular component: membrane. Lineage: Eukaryota; Metazoa; Chordata; Aves; Passeriformes; Pipridae. Gene Ontology annotation, molecular function: transmembrane transporter activity. The record is from RefSeq and is a predicted model, not a curated record. The transcript is spliced from 9 exons. Gene Ontology annotation, biological process: transmembrane transport.